Molecule: messenger RNA, 2938 nt
Organism: Mus musculus (house mouse)
Lineage: Eukaryota; Metazoa; Chordata; Mammalia; Rodentia; Muridae
Product: predicted gene, 45927
Exons: 20
Coding region: 313-2613 (766 amino acids)
Source: RefSeq, marked validated
GCGUCUGUGCGUGCGUGCUCGCUCACGGCGGCGGCGGCGGCGGAGCGGAGAGGCCAGAGCCGGAGACCGAGCUGGGAUCGGGCCCCGGGCGGGGGCGGUGCGAGAGGCGCCGAGCGGAUCCUGGGGGCGGGGACGGAGCCCGGGCGGGCGGGACUGGAGCAGAGCCCGGGAACGGGGCGGGAGGUCCCAGGGCCCCGGGUUGGGGGGUGGAACCGCACUUCGUCGCCGCGGGGGUGCCGGGACUCCGGCCGCAGUGCCGCCGCCAUCACGGACUUCCUGUGGGACAAGCGCACGGGCCUCGCCGCCAGAACGAUGCCCCAUCCCCGAAGGUACCAUUCCUCAGAGCGAGGUAGCCGGGGGAGUUACCACGAACACUAUCAGAGCCGAAAGCAUAAGCGAAGAAGAAGUCGCUCCUGGUCAAGUAGCAGUGACCGGACAAGGCGGCGGCGGAGGGAGGACAGCUACCACGUUCGGUCCCGAAGCAGCUAUGAUGACCAUUCGUCCGAUCGGCGGCUGUACGAUCGGCGGUACUGUGGCAGCUACAGGCGCAAUGACUACAGCCGGGACAGAGGGGAGGCUUACUACGACACAGACUUUCGGCAGUCCUAUGAAUACCAUCGAGAGAACAGCAGUUACCGAAGCCAGCGCAGCAGCCGAAGGAAACACAGAAGGCGGAGGAGACGGAGCCGGACAUUCAGCCGCUCAUCUUCACAGCACAGCAGCCGGAGAGCCAAGAGUGUAGAGGACGACGCUGAGGGCCACCUCAUCUACCACGUCGGGGACUGGCUACAAGAGCGAUAUGAAAUUGUAAGCACCUUAGGAGAAGGGACCUUCGGCCGAGUUGUGCAGUGUGUGGACCAUCGCAGGGGCGGAACACAAGUUGCCCUGAAGAUCAUUAAGAAUGUGGAGAAGUACAAGGAAGCAGCCCGACUAGAAAUCAACGUGCUGGAGAAAAUCAAUGAGAAAGAUCCUGACAACAAGAACCUCUGUGUCCAGAUGUUUGACUGGUUUGACUACCAUGGCCACAUGUGUAUCUCCUUUGAGCUUCUGGGCCUUAGCACCUUCGAUUUCCUCAAAGACAACAACUACCUGCCCUACCCCAUCCACCAAGUGCGCCACAUGGCCUUCCAGCUCUGCCAGGCCGUCAAGUUCCUCCAUGAUAACAAGUUGACACAUACGGACCUCAAACCUGAAAAUAUUCUGUUUGUGAAUUCAGACUACGAACUCACCUACAACCUAGAGAAGAAGCGAGAUGAGCGCAGUGUAAAGAGCACAGCCGUGCGGGUGGUGGACUUCGGCAGUGCCACCUUUGACCACGAACACCAUAGCACCAUUGUCUCCACUCGCCAUUACCGAGCCCCCGAGGUCAUCCUGGAGUUGGGCUGGUCACAGCCAUGCGAUGUAUGGAGCAUAGGCUGCAUCAUCUUUGAGUACUACGUUGGCUUCACCCUCUUCCAGACCCAUGACAACAGAGAGCAUCUAGCCAUGAUGGAAAGGAUCCUGGGUCCUGUCCCUUCUCGGAUGAUCAGAAAGACAAGAAAACAGAAAUAUUUUUAUCGGGGUCGCCUGGAUUGGGAUGAGAACACCUCAGCCGGGCGCUACGUUCGUGAGAACUGCAAACCUCUGCGGGACCCAGCUGUGAUCCAGCACCGACCCAGCCAGCAGUAUGCCACGCUGGACGUCUACAACCCCUUUGAGAACCGAGAGCCCCCACCAGCCUACGAGCCUCCUGCUCCAGCCCCAGCACCUCUACCGCCACCCUCAGCUCCCUCUGUACAGUCCUCAAGAAAGCUCAGCCCCACAGAGCCCAGGAACUACGGCUCCUACAGCACCCAGGCCUCAGCUGCAGCGGCCACUGCUGAGCUGCUGAAGAAGCAGGAGGAACUCAACCGCAAGGCAGAGGAGUUGGACCGCCGGGAGCGAGAACUGCAGCAUGUCGCCCUGGGUGGUGCAGGCACUCGACAGAACAACUGGCCUCCCCUACCGUCUUUUUGCCCUGUAAAGCCUUGCUUUUUCCAAGACAUCUCUAUGGAGAUACCCCAAGAAUUUCAGAAGACGGUGUCCACCAUGUACUACCUCUGGAUGUGCAGCACUCUGGCUCUUCUCCUGAACUUCUUCGCCUGCCUGGCCAGGUUCUGUGUGGACACCGGCAGUGGCUCAGGCUUUGGGCUGUCUAUGCUCUGGCUGCUCCUUUUCACUCCCUGCUCCUUUGUCUGCUGGUACCGCCCGAUGUAUAAGGCUUUCCGGAGUGAUAGUUCAUUCAAUUUCUUCGUUUUUUUCUUCAUUUUCUUCGUCCAGGAUGUGUUCUUUGUCCUCCAGGCCAUUGGCAUCCCAGGGUGGGGCUUCAGCGGCUGGGUGACUGCUCUGGUGGUGGUGGGAUCCAAACCUGCCGUGGCGGUGCUCAUGCUGCUCGUCGCCCUGCUCUUCACCGGCAUCGCAGUGCUGGGAAUCGUGAUGCUGAAGCGGAUCCACUCCCUGUACCGCCAAACGGGUGCCAGCUUUCAGAAGGCCCAGCAAGAAUUUGCUGCUGGUGUCUUCUCCAACCCUGCGGUUCGAACUGCUGCUGCCAAUGCAGCUGCCGGAGCUGCUGAAAAUGCCUUCAGGGCCCCUUGACCCCUGCUGCACCCGCUGGGAUGCCCUGGGCCUGUCACCUGUGGGAACCAAGAUAGUCCCUAUCCCUGAAGUCUCUGGGAUUCAGGGAGCCAUCACCACUUGGUGACUUCUAUGGGGCUCUUCAUUCCACAGCCAUGACUUUAAUCCUGACUUGAGGUGUGGAGAGCCCGCUGUGACUCAGUCAUUAUUUGCCUUUUAUCUCCCAUCUGGCCACACUGCUGCCGCCACCUCUCACACAACCCCAACCCCAGUUUCCUUCUGCUGUGCCAAGGAUGUCUUCUUCCGUUAUUUAAAUUAAAGAAAAAAAAGUGUAACUGGAACUCAC